AUGAAUGGUGUUUCUGAAGAUGCUUUCAAGCUGAAGCUAUUCCCUUUCUCUUUGGGAGACAAGGCACACCAAUGGGAGAAGACUCUUCCAAGUGCCACUGUCACUACUUGGGAUGAGUGCAAGAGAGCUUUCCUAGACAAGUUUUUCUCUACUUCAAGGACAGCUAAGAUCAGGAACGAAAUCUAUGGGUUUCAACAGAAAAGUCUAGAGAGGUUCAGUGAAGCAUGGGAGAGGUUCAAGGGCUAUUGGUCUCAAUGUCCUCAUCAUGGUUUCAGCAAAGUGAGUUUGCUUAGCACCUUCUAUAGAGAAGCUCUAUCACAGUGCAGAAACAGACUUGAUACUGCUAGCAAUGGUUUCUUCUUGGGAAGAACUGAGGAAGAAGCAGAGGAACUGACAAAGAAAGAGCUGAAGUCUCUCCAAGCCAAGUUGGAUCUACUUCUUGCAGAAAAUGCUAAGCAGGAGAAGAUGAACUUUGUUGGUGACCAGAUUCAAGAGGCACCUCCAGUGAUCAAUGAGGCCAGAAAUGAGAAGACCAUGAUUUAUGAGUUCAAGAACAUCCAUGCAAAGAUUGAUGAGAAUUAUUCUGACCUCAACAACAAGUACAUGCAACUUGCCUCUCAUCUCAAAGCUUUGGAGAAUCAAGUUGCUUCUAUGCCUUCAUCCUCCAAGCAGCCAAUGGGGUCUUUACCAGGAAAACUAGAAAAGAACCUCAAGGAGUCUUGCAAUGUUGUCUUCUCCACUACUUCUCCAAAGAUUGAGCUGAGUGAUCAUGAGAAAGAGGAGGAUGAGAUUGAAAGAUUAGUAUGUGGAACUGAGUUUGGGGAAGUUGAGAGAUUUGUUGUAGCCACAGCUGAAGCACAAAUUGUGAAAGAUGCUGCCACAAAGGUUGAAGCAACGAAUCUGCAAAGAACUGAGCACAAGGCUGACAACAAGCUGAAAGAGGUUAAGCUAGAGGAAGCAACUAAGGUUGAGCUAUCACCCUAUGAUAAACUCCCUUUCCCCCAAAGAGUUCUCACCAAAGCUCAGAAGAUGGUGCUCUCCAAGUUCAGGAAAGAUCUUAGUGAUGUUGGGGUCAAGCUUCCAGAAAUCUCGGGUAUGCGUGAAGCUCAUGUCCAGAUGAUGCUCAUCAAUGACAUUCUAGACCACCAAGCUGAAGUGGCUGAGCUUUUGGACAUCUCCAUUAUGAAGAUUGAUCCACCAAUCCCUCCAAAGUUCCUCCCUAAGAUUAAGUCUCAAGGGAUGUUCACCUUGCCUUGCUACCGUGGUAAGCUCACUUUUGAUGAUGCUCUUGUUGAUUCUGGUGCAAGUGUUUAUAUCUUGGGUUUGGGAAGUAAUAAAGUUGAGAUUGAUGAACAAAAUAUUGUCAUGAGAAAGAAAAGCCCUAGGGACCUAGAAUAG
Brassica oleracea var. oleracea is the source of this 1398-nucleotide messenger RNA. RefSeq lists its product as uncharacterized. The transcript has 4 exons. The record is from RefSeq and is a predicted model, not a curated record. NCBI's taxonomy places the organism in Eukaryota, Viridiplantae, Streptophyta, Magnoliopsida, Brassicales, Brassicaceae. Bases 1 to 1398 code for a protein of 465 amino acids.